Molecule: messenger RNA, 873 nt
Organism: Parnassius mnemosyne (clouded apollo)
Lineage: Eukaryota; Metazoa; Arthropoda; Insecta; Lepidoptera; Papilionidae
Source: the annotation of a GenBank genome assembly
AUGCUGGCUUUAGCUUUAUUUUGUUUAACGUUCGCGCUAUAUUGGAUAUGGCGGCCUCUAAACACAAGAUCUAAACUGGAACCGCCCACUCUACCAGGAGCAUUGCCGUUCAUCGGGCAUGCACAUAUUCUGUUGGGUGAUAGUGUUUCUUUUUGGAAUACUCUGAAGGGAGUGGCAUAUACUACAUUAAGAAUGGGUGGUGUGAUAAAAGUGUCAAUUGGAUCCCGUACACUAUACGUGGUAACAGAUCCUGAAGACAGCUUGACUGUCACUAACGCUUGCGUACAGAAGGACGUUGUAUAUGAAUUUGCUAAACCGUGGCUAGGGGAGGGUCUGCUAACUGGAAAAGUGUCAAUAUGGAAGCGUCAUCGAAAAUUGUUAAGCCCAGCUUUUUCUCAGCUCGUGUUGGAUGGAUUUCAGGGAGUUUUUAAUAACCAGUCCAGGCGCUUUGUUAGGGAUUUGGAAGUGGAGGUAGGAAAGGGCCCUUUCGACCAUUUAGUUUACACACGACGUAAUGCCCUGGAAACUAUUUGUUUGACUACCAUGGGAGUUGAUAUUAGAAAAAACAGCGUUCUUAAUAGUCAAUACGAGCAAGCGAUAGAGCAGAUCUUAAAUAUUCUGACAGAAAGGUUUCAAAAGUUCUGGCUGCUCAGUGACUUUAUCUACAGCUGGUCUACUUUAAAGAAGAAGGAAGAUCAAUGUUUAAGAAUAUUGCACAGUAUGUCUAAUAAGGUAAAAAUACAUAUCUUCUUUAGUGUUUUGUCAUCAUUAUUAGUAGAGUUUGUGAAGCGUUUUAGCUUAGGAGAAAAGCGUUUCCGUAAAUUUCCUAGAACACAUACAAACAAGCAGAGUCCGAUUUUGAGAACCUUUUAG